This is a messenger RNA of Xiphophorus hellerii (green swordtail), 3617 nucleotides long. It is a transcript of the gene megf10, whose product is annotated as multiple EGF-like-domains 10. Gene Ontology annotation, molecular function: scavenger receptor activity; protein binding. The transcript has 17 exons. Bases 171 to 2411 code for a protein of 746 amino acids. Gene Ontology annotation, cellular component: membrane. The record is from RefSeq and is a predicted model, not a curated record. Lineage: Eukaryota; Metazoa; Chordata; Actinopteri; Cyprinodontiformes; Poeciliidae.
AUGAGUGAUUCGCUCGGUGUUGAGUGAAAACAGCGCUGCAAACUUCCAGGGCUGCAGCUUGGAGCUGAUGUGUAUCGUCUUUAUUUAGCUGCUGGGUAGAUCGCGAUCACUGACACAAAGUCUGGGCUUAUUUAUCCUUGAGCUUAACGUUUCCCGGUGCAGCUCCUGUUAUGAUGGCUGAGCUGAUGGGGUACUAUAUAAUGGUCCUUUCAACUGUGGUCUUCUGGUCUCUCCCUUAUAAUACAUCUUCCCUCAAUCUGGAUGAUCCAAACGUCUGCAGUCACUGGGAGAGUUACUCAAGGACGGUGACGGAGUCUUAUGCUCAUCGUUUUGAUCAGAUUUACUACGCCAACUGUCCAGACAUCCUCAAGUGGUUCAAGUGCACCACAUACAGGGAGAUGUAUCGGACAGCUUAUCGCAGAGGAGAGAAAAUCAUGUACAGAAUAAAGUCACAGUGUUGCCCAGGUUUCUUUGAAAUUGGAGAGAUGUGUGCUCCACACUGUGAAGACAGCUGUGUUCAUGGCAGUUGUAUGGCACCCAACACCUGUCGAUGUGAACCAGGCUGGGGGGGUUCCAACUGCUCCAGUGCUUGUGACAGUGACCACUGGGGCCCCCACUGCAGCAAUAGAUGUCAAUGUAAGAAUGGAGCACUAUGUAACCCUAUCACUGGAUCCUGUAUCUGCACUCCUGGAUACAGAGGCUGGCGAUGUGAGGUCCAAUGUGAAACUGGCUCUUAUGGAAAUGGGUGUCAAUGGACAUGUCAGUGCCAGAAUGGGGCCAUCUGUCAUCAUGUGACUGGAGAAUGCAAUUGUUCACCAGGAUACACAGGAACUUUGUGCCAGGAUGAGUGUCCAGUUGGUACUUUUGGUGCUGGCUGUGCAAAGACCUGUCACUGUAUAAACGACAGUAAAUGCGUUCAUAUCAACGGAACGUGCCUGUGUGAUGCGGGCUACACAGGAGAAAAAUGUGAUAUCCGCUUGUGCCCUGAAGACCGUUAUGGUUUAAGAUGCAAAAAGAAUUGUCCAUGUCAUCCCCCAAGAACUCUAAGAUGUCACCCAGUGUCAGGGGAGUGCACAUGUCAGGCUGGUUGGUCAGGACUCUUUUGCAAUGAGACGUGCACACCAGGAUUUUAUGGCAAAUCUUGCAGUGACUUGUGCCAGUGCCAGAAUGGAGCUGACUGCCACAGUGUGACUGGAGAAUGUAUCUGUGCUCCUGGCUUUAUGGGUUCCAAGUGUGCAGUCCCAUGCCCAGCUGGGGCAUAUGGAGUAAACUGUUCUGCAACCUGCAAAUGUAAGAAUGGAGUGCAUUGCUCCCCUGUUGAUGGAUCCUGUUCCUGUACACCAGGUCACUGUGACAGUGUGUGUGCAGAAGGAUGGUGGGGGCCAAACUGUUCGCUGCCAUGUAAUUGUAAGAAUGGGACCUCCUGUUCUCCAGACAAAGGAACCUGUGAGUGUGCACCUGGAUACGAGGGCAUCUUCUGUCAGAAAAGCUGCAAUGUGGACAGAGUGAAAUGGGUCUCCUCUACUCUGAUUGUUGGUGAAGGUGGUGUAGUGCUGUUUGGAAACUUCAACAAUUUGACCAGCGCAUCCUUACAUGUAGACAACUACCAGAUAGGAGUCAUUGCAGGAAUCAUAGUUCUAGUGUUUUUGGUACUUCUUGCCCUGCCCCUAUUCAUCAUCUACCGAAAUAAACAGAAGAGUAAAGAGGCAACCAUGCCAGCUGUAAUCUACACUCCUGCUAUCAGGGUCACAUCUAAUUAUACUAUGGCAGAUACUUACACUCCUUCAUAUGAAGCCCACCCCAGCAACUACUUUUCCAACCCCAGUUACCAUACUCUUACCCAAUGCAUCAGUCUGCCUCAUGUCAAGAGUGGUCAAUGUGCAAAGGCUGGUAGCAAUCUGUUUCCUAACAUGGAGAAUGUGGCUCUUGGUGCUCAUACUGCAACCAGGCUUAGCAACUGGAAACAAGGGGUCCACUUCAAUGAACUGGGAGCCUGUGGAGUUGACAUGACUUGCAUUGGAAAAUCACUGCAAGACAUGGUAAAGGGUGCUGACUAUCUUGCAAGUUCCUCUUCUCUUGUCAGCUCUGAAAACCCAUAUGCCACAAUAAAGGACCCCCCCUCGCCAACAUCCAAAAACACUGAAAGUAGCUAUAUGGAAAUGAAAUCACCCACCAGGAGAGAUUCAGCAUAUGCAGAAAUUAGUGACACCAGUCUGACUAAUAACCAGAAGGUUGAUAAAGCGGAGAUGAGUAUCAAAACCAUCCAACCCACUGGAGUUAGCGACACCCAUCUGCAGUUUGGAAAGGAGCCAAUUGACCAGGCAAAAAGCAACCAGAUCUCCUGUGAUUGUGACACCCUGCCACCCACAGAAAGUUUUUUGUCAGAGACCAAGGAGGUGGAUUGUGAGUAAAGGCAAAGAGACUCAGAACCAAGACCAGCUCUCAAGUCCUGUCUUUGGCUCCUGCACGAGAUGACCUUUAUUAAAUAUCCCUGGAGUAUAUAUUAUUAUGAUUAUUGUUGCUUUUAUUAUUAUUAUCAAUAUGUCUGAGAUCAUUUAUUUCUAUCAGAUGGAUCUGUGAUAGAAUAGAGUCCUUCUAUUUAUCAGUAUUCUUUAUGUAAAGGAAUUAUGAUUCCUUUCUUCUGAAAGGAAAGAUUUGUACUUUUUCACAUUUAUUCUUAUUAUUGCAAAAUGUCUGCGACAGAGUGGCGACCUGUCCAACGUGACCCCGCCUCUCGCCCGGACCGUUAGCUGGAGACCACCAGCACACUCAUGUCGGAUCUCUCCCGCACACACGAACAUUGCUGCAGACACAGGGAAGAAGGGCGGGACUUACAGCGGCAGUAUUCUUCUUCCUCUUUUUUAUGGCGGUUUGCAAGCAACUUACUGAUGUGCAUUACCGCCAUCUACUGGAAUGGAAUGUUGAUCGGGAUGCAACAUAUAUAUUCUCCCUCAAAAAAAUUAAAUAUAAUAAGAAUAAUAAAAUAAAUAAAUAAAACGUAUAUCCUUUCUAUCAAUUUUGUUUACUUAAGGUAAUUUAUUAAAUAACAAAAAUAUGCAAAAGUAGAAAUUUUUUCCAAAAUAUCUUGUAUAUUUAACUGCAAUUUAUUUUCUUGUAAUCAACAUAUUAAUUCCCUUCUCUCAACAGAAUAUUUAGAACAGAACAGCAAAACAUGUUUUACUGUCUCUUCUUGAAGACAAAAAUCACAAUUUCCUGUUGGAUGUUUUCCCAUUUCAAUUAAUGUGCUAUUUAACCCUGUAUGACCAAAACGUAAUCUGGAUAUUAUGGUUUCCUCUUUUCUAUUUUGUCUUGUUCUCCUCAUUACAACAACUUUUCUUUAAAUACUGUAAAGCCACCUACCAGUUCUAUCUUCUUCCCACUGCUUCUGACAUCUUUCCUUAACCUUUUGUUUAAUAAUAGAGUUGAUUUCUUCUUUACUGAAUGGUACCAAUAUAUAAAUAUAACUAUUUUUUGUAGCUUGUUUUGCAUAUUUAUCUGCCAACUCAUUUCCUUUUAUUCCUACAUGUGAUGGUAUCCAUGUAAAAUAACUAAUAAACCCAUUGCCUGAAUUCUAUAAAUUGACAACUGAAUCUCUAAUAAAAGGUUUGGUCUACUAA